GUCCGCGCAUGAUGCGCGUCGCGCUUUUUCGUCGGGUGAUUCAUCCUCCUCCUUUUGCUUCCGCGUUCACGCCUGGCUUCUUCUUCUUCUUUAUCGUUGUCAUCGUCUUCUCGUAUUUACCUGCUGCUGCGUCGCCGUUUUCUUCGCGUUGGCUCCCGUCCGCGCGGACGAUGUCGUCGCGACGCGACGAUUUUCUCGUGGAAAUUCUCGUACGGCGACACCGUGCACGUCGAUCGAUAUCGGUAUUAUAGGCAUCGGAACGCAGACUGUGGAACCUAACGAUUCGAGACUUGUAACAUUUUGAAAACGUCUCCGUUAGUUGCGCUAGAUACUUCUAUAAGUGACUGUAUCUCGAGCGCUCUGUGUGUAAGAUAAGGAGCGAGAAGGACUUUAUGAACUGGCACCUUAGGACACUUUUGAGAAGAGAGAUAUAGUUCGUGUGAGUCAAGUGACACGCAAACAGAUCGGACGAUUUAUCUGGCGGGUUGUGUCGUAAAACGAAGGCCGUUAAGCUGCUCGAGGCCUCACGACGCUUUUGAACACCUUUGAUGAGAGACACGUGGAGCAUCAGCUCGCGCCGAGGUCGUUCAGAGCUGUGAGCGAUUCGUCGUUUUCGACACCUACGGUGGCCGCGAAAAGGUUCUUGGGAGCCGCCUGAUGGCACCCGAUCUCGAGAAGAGGCGCCAGGAAUUAAGGAGGGGCAGCAGCGGGACCUUGGACCAUGUCAACGAUCAUCCGGGCAUGCUCUUACAGUUGAGGUGUGCAAACGGCACGGCGGAUCCUCAUUGUCAUGGUAGCAAUGCAGGCGGUGCGCCGUCAACGGUGACAGCAUCGUCCGUCUCGAGAACCACCGCGGAUAAUCGCGCCCACUCUGCGACCAGGAGGACCGUUACUAAUAAUCAGCAGCGACAGCAGCAACAAACUCCACAACAACAACAACAGUCACAGCAACAGAAACAGCAGCAGCAGCAACAGCAACAACAACAGCCGAAACAAUCCAGAUUCCCAUUGUUGUCUCUCGGCGGCGUAACUGCGAGGAUUUCUGAUGAACACGGGCCUAGAACCGGUACGACGCCAGACGACAAUUCGAACGACUCCGGCCUCGGCUCUGAGGAACGUCAGCAGCACUUCAACAAUAUCAAUCUCUGGAACAACGUUGGCGAGGAGGAUUCGAAGAGAAGGAAAAUGGAUAUCAAAUUAGAGUCCGAGGACGCGAACUUCGCGUUUCCGGAAGUAACACCGGGAACCAGCCCCGACAAUAAAUCGCCGACGGUCCGAACGGUUAAUGGGAUCGGUUUGGGAGGAAUAUCCGGCAUUAAGUCCGGAAACGGUUCCAUCGGUAGAGUUGUAGGAAUAAGCAGACCUCGACCCGCCGUGCUGAGCAAAAGAACACCGAACACCCAUCAGGGACCUAUCACUCUUAUCUCGCAACUAUCCAAUGUUUCCGCCGACGGCAAAACCCAACUGCAGAUCGUCUGUCAACCCGAGCAGCAGCACCGGGCCCGCUAUCAAACGGAGGGCUCGCGAGGCGCGGUGAAGGACCGCAGCGGGAAUGGCUUUCCCAUCGUUCGACUGAUCGGCUACGACAAGCCGACGAAUCUGCAGGUGUUCAUCGGCACUGAUCUCGGCCGAGUGGCACCCCACAUGUUCUACCAGGCCUGCCGUGUUAGCGGCAAGAACUCCACACCCUGCAUCGAGCGGAAGCUCGACGGCACGAUCGUAAUAGAGAUCGACAUGGAUCCGGCGAAGGACGUUACCUGCGACUGCGUUGGCAUUCUUAAGGAGCGCAAUGUCGACGUCGAGCACAGGUUUCCUCAGGAAGCCGGGCUGCUACAAGGCAGAAGCAAGAAGAAGUCCACGCGGUGCCGCAUGGUCUUCCGCACGACUCUCACACACGCCGACGGGACCACAGAGACGCUGCAAGUCUGCUCCCAACCGAUAGUCUGCACCCAGCCACCUGGCAUUCCGGAGAUCUGCAAAAAGUCUCUGACGUCCUGCCCGUGCACGGGCGGAUUGGAACUCAUCAUACUCGGUAAGAACUUUUUGAAGGACACCCGAGUAGUCUUUCAGUUGGACAGCGACGAUCUGACGAGCAGCCUGGAGCCGCACUGGGAGUGCACUGUGCUGCCGGACAAGGAGCAUCUGCACCCGGUGCAUCUGGUGUGCGUGAUACCGCCCUACCGCAGGCAGGAUCUAGCGCCCACGGAAACGGUCAGCGUCAAAUUGUUCGCGGUGUCGUCCGGAAAGACCAGCGAACCUCACACCUUCCUCUACACGGCUGUUUCCACCCCCCCGCAGCCGUCCAUAGGCAAAGUCGAGUCCAUCUCACCCUCGCUAACGAACGGCGACGCCAGCCUGGCCGCGUCCUCCGCCGCGGUGCCGUUGGCCACAGGUAUCGCACCCGGCAGUCUAUUAACGCAAACAACUGCGGGAGCUGCAAACUUCCUGUCGAAUGCACCGGCCCAGUCGCAACAAAGUACCUCUUCGGAGACUGUCAAGAGCGACCCGAGUCCACCACCGACAGGAAUAUCCCAAGUGACUCCCGUGAUGAUGUGGACCUCACAGUCCUCGAACUCGCCUCCCGACAUCAUGAUGCCGCCACCGCUCGUAGCAAAUCCUCUAAUGAACCGACGAUCCUCGUCCAAUCUACAGCUGAUCCUGCCGGACAACCUGAAAACAGAAGUGCUGGAUGAAAACAGUCAGAAUAGUAUGCUAAGUGAAAAUAGCAUGCAAAGCAUUCCGACGCCGACGACGGCAACGAACGGGCCGACGUCGGUCACCUCUCCCCUUCAGCAGUUGGUUAACGAGAACUCCAGAGAAGCUGCACCCUCGCAAGCCGAUAUUAUCCGGACCGUCGCGGCGGCCAAUAACAGCCCUGUGCAAGAGACUGUAAGCGGCCUUCUCGGGGUGGUGGAUCUGAUACGUACUCAGCAUCCUCUAUCGAUGGUGAAUGCACAUCAAUGCACGACUUCGUUUGGAGGCAUGCAUGAAUCAACUCAGGUCCAAGUUCUUAGUCCUCAUCGCCUUAAGGACACGAACAGUGUCCCGCCAACGGACAAUGGCUCCAAUGGAGCUGCCCUUCAAGGUGCCGGCGUAGUGGAUCUUCGCAUGAAACACCACCAUCAUCCCGACUUCGGUACGCUAUCGAGUUUCACCGGUGCUUCCGGGACGCAGCCGUUGUCAGCGCCGAGCAGUCACGUGGUGGAAAAGUACCUGAAUCACAUAGAGACCUCGGUCGGCACCACCGAAGAAUCUAAUAAUCCAGAAAACGAGUUCGCUAUGCAACAGCAGCGGGCUUCCAUUAUUUCGGGAAGCAACCAACAGUCGGCGGCCCCGGGAAUACUAACCAAUGCAGCACAAACUUCAGUAAAGUCAUUGGACGCUUUAGUGAACUCCGCAGCUGAACAACUGGUCUCUCCGUUGCACUCGGUGAAUCCUAAUCCGACUGCAAUGUUGAGCCACGUGGCAGCGGAACACGAGCCGAUUGGUAGCGGUCAGCAGACUAGAACUAGUCCACCGAUUCCGGUGAAGACAAUGCUGCUGGAAGCGCUGAUCCCGUCGCAGACGGUGCAGCCAAUGGCAGAGAUUGCGACAACGGUAGCGCCUACGGCGACGAUCGAACAAACGGGAGAUAAUUUGCUAACUAGUAUUAACGCGGCGCUAUUACCGCCGUUGCCGGAGGCGCAAGUCAGCGCAGCAGCCGCCACGUCAAACACUACGGUAUUUCUUAACCGAAAACAAAAAAAACAUAAAUGGACCGAGAAAGUUGCUGGCAAUGUGAAUCCGGCAGUCGCGGCGGAGCGUGCGAUGCAGCAACAGAUGCAAGCACUCACACAACAAGAGGUAGCCGUGAUGCAGCAACAGGUACAACAGGUGGAACAGGUAGUAGCGCAAGCGCAGCAGCAAGUCGAGCAAGUCGUUGCGCAAGCGCACCAACAGGCGGUCCAGGUAGUGCAUCAGGCCCAGCAACAGGUAGUUCAGCAAGUGGUGCAGCAUGCUCAAGUAGUGCAGCAAGCGGUGCAAAAGGUGCAGGCUGUGCAGCAAGUUCAAGCAGCCCCCCAAAUGGUGCAGGAGGCUGAAGAAGAGGUGCAACAAGCAGUGCAUCAAGCAACGCAGGAAGUGGUGCAGCAGGUUCAAGCAGUACAGCAGGCUAUCCAACAGGCUCAAGCGGCCCAGGCCAUGCAGCAGGCUGUCCAGCAAGACAUCGGCUCCAUGCUGAGCCAGCCCGCGAAUCUUGUGGCCGAAGCCAGCUCCGCUCUGGCUAGCGGGGCCGCCCAGGAACCCUCUCAACAGCGUUUGACCAACGCGGCGGAGCAAGCUAUCAACAAUGUCAUCACCAACGCCACGAAGGACAUUAUCAACAAUCGGCCGAUCUCGACGACCACCGCUCACGCAAUCAUCGCCACGAAGAAAAUUCUGAACAGCGUGGCGACCCAAAGCGCACAGUUGAUGAACAACGCGAUGGAGGGGAUCCUGCCCAAGUCCCCCUCGGCGCAAAACAACAUCAUCGAGCAGGCGCAAAACAACAUCAUCGCCAACAAAUCGCCGCCGGUACCGGUCGCACUCCCGGUCACUCCAAAUCGCCAGACUGUGAACGCUCCGAUUCCCAAUCCCGCCGCGAGUGCCGCGUCCAACAGGAAGACCGAGGACGGAAUGUUGCCCCAGGAGCUCACCUCCAUGUCGGAACACGAUCUUCUGAGCUACAUCAAUCCCAACUGUUUCGAGCAGCUUCCGCAAAGCGGAUUCCUCUUGUAGUACAAUCGCGUUUUCUCAGCAGAGGCGGAGAGAAUGACAUUUUCUCCGACGAAAUUUAUUUUUCCGAAUGAAAAAAGUUUAUAAAGGAAUCUGCCUUCUGUCUCCUGCAUUUGGUGCUAAAAAUAUAGCUGGCUAGUUUCAAAUCUCACUUGCCUCACAUUGAAGAGUGUUUAAAACGUUACAUGGAGCUUAGACCUAAGGCCGUUAACUAGCUAAAUGUGGGAUACAUGAUUUCAAGAACGUUUUGGACAAUGAAAACGUCUUGUAGAAUA
Wasmannia auropunctata (little fire ant) is the source of this 5027-nucleotide messenger RNA. RefSeq names its product nuclear factor of activated T-cells 5 (gene NFAT). Gene Ontology annotation, biological process: regulation of transcription by RNA polymerase II. Gene Ontology annotation, cellular component: transcription regulator complex. The record is from RefSeq and is a predicted model, not a curated record. Bases 658 to 4755 code for a protein of 1365 amino acids. Gene Ontology annotation, molecular function: DNA-binding transcription factor activity, RNA polymerase II-specific; transcription factor binding; RNA polymerase II cis-regulatory region sequence-specific DNA binding. The transcript is spliced from 10 exons. Lineage: Eukaryota; Metazoa; Arthropoda; Insecta; Hymenoptera; Formicidae.